This is a messenger RNA of Beauveria bassiana ARSEF 2860, 3705 nucleotides long. RefSeq names its product phosphotransferase family protein. The record is from RefSeq and is a predicted model, not a curated record. Gene Ontology annotation, molecular function: nucleic acid binding. NCBI's taxonomy places the organism in Eukaryota, Fungi, Ascomycota, Sordariomycetes, Hypocreales, Cordycipitaceae. The transcript has 13 exons. The coding region runs from base 1 to 3705 and encodes 1234 amino acids.
AUGCCGCAACGUAGAGCCCGCGCCCGCGCCGGGCGCCGCAGCCGCAUAACACCCGAAAUGAAGAAAAACUUAUGUGAUGAGCUUACCACCGAUCCCGAGCUGGAUAUUGACGAGAUGAUGCAGACAGUGUUGUGCAGACAGGACUGGUACCAGGACAACCCAGCACCUGAUAUGAAACUGGAUGCGUCCCCUUUGGAUCAGCUUCCAGCAUCCCAACUCUUUCGUCAACAAUCCAGGCAUCGAAUAUUUCUCCAUUUCAGCUUGCUUCACAGAUACCUUCCCCUGAAGCUCGAUAACAUGUCUUCCAGCGACGAAAAGACUGACCCUGCUAAACAGACAGAAUUUCAGCUGGGUAUCUCCAAGUCAAAUGCUACGGCGCUGGAAACUCAAGGUCAUGCAUCUGCAGAACGGCGUGGUGUGUCAUAUGGGGCCGGAUCAUACAGGCUUCCAAAUGCCACGGAAGAGACACAGAUGACUUCAGCGGCAGAUGUCUCUGUCGAGAAAAGGCAGCAUGUAACGGAGAGCAUCGCCAAAAGCUACAGUUCUAAAGUUGGGUCUCCGCUGGGUGGGGCGUUGUCAAUCCACAAAGGGAGUGUCAGCUCAAAGUCAACUCCUUCACAACAAUCUGUCCAUGAGAUUGUAUUUCUUUGUAACCCGCUCCUGCCGAAAAUGCGACCGCGAAUGCUAUUUGACGAUGUAGCAUGGGAGGAGAGCGAGCGCGUCGAACGUGAGUGGAUAAAGUCUCUCUUUGAGGAGUCAACACUACGGGCAAUUGGCGAUUUCAUCGUGAAGCAUCGGGGCGGUAUCCCCACAGAGAUGUGCGAUCCAAAGGCUGGCGCUUUCAACGCUCUGUUCCGCAUGAAGUUUCAAGAUGGCGGCUCAGCUGUGAUUCGAUUUCCCAAACCUGGCGCCACGAUGUUUCCCGAGGAGAAGGUUCGCAAUGAGGUCGCCAUGAUCAGGUACAUCCAAGACCAUACCACCAUACCAGUGCCGUUUAUUCUUCACUGGGGUACUAAAGAGGAAAGCCCGCUUGGAUUGGGCCCUUUCAUUAUCAUGGAAUACAUUAACCAUGAGAUGGAUAUGGGUGCGGCUCUCAACACAGCUGGCCGUGGCACUCAAGACCGGCCACUUCUCGACCCCAACAUUGACCCUGCUAAGCUCGAAACGCUAUACGGCCAGAUGGCAGAUAUUCUACUACAGCUUUCUACUUUGGAGCUUCCAGCCAUAGGGUCUCUUCAACAAUCUGACGAGUUCUCUUGGGGUGUGACGCACCGCCCACUGUCCAUCCACAUGAAUGAACUGGUUAGGCUGGGAACCCUACCGAGAGCGAAAUUGCCUGAUGCUAGCUUUGAGUCUUCAUCGGACUAUCUUAAGAGCCUUUCACAACUGCAUCUGGAGCAUUUAAUUUGGCAGCGAAACGAUGCCGUACAGUCGAAGCCAGAUUGCCAGCGAAAAUAUGUCGCCAGGCAUCUGUUCCGAAAGCUUGCAAGUGAAAGGAAACUUUUAUCUGUUAAGCAUGACAACGGACCGUUCAAAAUCUGGUGCGAUGAUUUGCGGCCAUCGAAUAUACUGCUUGAUGCGAGUCUGAAAAUUGUAGGGGUUAUUGACUGGGAGUUCGCGUACGCCGCACCGGCCGAGUUCUCCUUUGCACCACCAUGGUGGUUGCUUCUCGAACAGCCAGAGUAUUGGCCGAAUGGUAUGAAUGAGUGGUCGGAUAUAUACGAAAGUCGCUUGCAAACAUUUUUGAAAGUCCUAGAGAAAUGUGAAGCAUCCGCUAUUGCGUCCGGCAAGUUGCAGGAUGGUAAGCAGCUAUCAUUCAGAAUGCGCCAGAGUUGGGAUAACAGUGAGUUCUGGAUUGUGUAUGCGGCGCGCAAGAACUUUGCUUUUGAUGCAAUCUUCUGGGAAAAGUUGGAUCCAAAAUUUUUUGGCCCUGGAGAAUCGCCUAAGGAUGUUUGGAAGCAGAGACUUAGUCUGCUAGAUGAACGAGUCCGGGAGAAUAUGGAACCAUUUGUCCAGAAGAAGCUGAAGGAUAACGAGACGAGGGAACUGGCAUGGGAGCCGGAUGAAUUGAUUCCUAGUCACGGCCACCCAAGUGACACAGGUACCACAGAUGAGGGAAUCAAGAAAAAGACGAUGCUACCUUCGCCAGGGGCUUCGUCCUCAUAUGAGCACAUUCAGGUGGAAGACAUGUUUGCACUCAAAUACAGCACUCUACCCAUCAGCAUAAUGUCGUCCUUGGGCUCAGCAGCCAUGCCGCUGAUCGCUUGGCAACACAAACUAACGCUCACUAGCUGUCGCUCGCCUGCUCCGACCAAAGUCAUUCCUGUGGAUUUGAUCAUCGUUACUGUAACUGUUUUCGCACAUAGUCUCCUUGCGUUGCAUAGCUAUGUUGGAAUGCCUGAAGCCGGUGACUCAAGAAACGACCGAGAUUUCGACCAGUCGAGUACGCUGAUCGCCCAACUAGCCUGCUUUUGCCUCCUGAGCCUCAGCCAGCAGGCGCUCACAGGCCGUCGGCUUGAGGCGGCAUUGGAUCAAACGGCGCGUCACCUGAGAAAAUGGGAAAAAACCGAUUACCAAGAUCCAGCAACAUCGCCAGAGUCACAUAACAAAGACUCACCGUCAGCUUCGCCCACAGCAAGCGCCAGCAAUCGAAGCCAUUCACCACAAAAUGGAAAAUGCGCCGCAAAGCACGGCUCGAAAUUUGCGCCCGCCAAGUACGAGCUUGUGCAUUUCACCAAGGACCCGACAGCGACCAGCACGCAUGCUCUCCGUCUGCUUAAUACCAAGGUGAAAGCAUCCCCGUCAUGCAAGUACAUAAGUGUCCACAUGGACACUAGAUUGCGAUGGGACUAUCACCGAGAAAAAUUAGAGGCGGGAGCCACCGCGCGACUGUCUGCUCUCUCGGUCUUGGCAUCCUCAUCAUGGGGUACGGGGCUUACAAAGCUCCGACAAUUCAUCCCCGACUCGGGGUAUACCAGCCGGGGGAGCUCCAUGAUCAGCGCUAUUCGCAAGAUUCAACGUCGCGCUGUGCAAACCAUCACGGGCGCUUUCCGUACGACAGCGGGCAGCGCAGUCGACGUUGAAGCCCACCUGCUGCCAAUGCUUCAACAGCUUGAGCAGACAGCGGUUGAGACGACAAUGCGCAUAAGAACCACGCCGUUGUUCAACGACAUGGUCGCGGUUGUGGCAACCGGGAGAGAGGGUGUCAGCUUUCCGACGCCUAUACGCGGCGAAGCCAGUCCCGGCCAAUGCACCAUUUUCACCGAUUACCAAGCGGCACUUCAAGCCAUACAGAACCCAAAGAGCCCGUCCGGCCAAUACAUCCUUACUGAGGCAGUACAGGCCCUGAACGCACUGCGGAGUCAUAAGUGGAACACUCAGUUCCGCUGGAUCCCCGCACAUGUCGGAGUGCCUGGAAACAGUUGUUUCCGAACGGCAGCCAUCAUGCUUUUCCAGGCAUACACGGCAUGUCGGCCUGCAGAGCUUGUCGACGGGACAAAAGCCAGAGUGGCUAUCGAUCCUAUGAUGGAUGACUCGGAUGUAGAAGAUGCCGGAAGCAGCGCGCGGGCUACGGCUGAGACGACGGCGCGAACUCGCAAGCAGGAACCCUGCAAACCACGCACCUCGAGCCGCAGAAUGGACCAGAAGCGGAAUAAAAGAGGCACACUUGUUCCGCCUUUGUCUACUGGCAUCACGGACGGGUAA